Molecule: messenger RNA, 975 nt
Organism: Darwinula stevensoni
Lineage: Eukaryota; Metazoa; Arthropoda; Ostracoda; Podocopida; Darwinulidae
Source: the annotation of a GenBank genome assembly
AUGGCAUCACAAGAGUUAGCUGUAACAAAGGUGGUUGUUCAUCCCCUUGUUCUUCUGAGUGUUGUGGAUCACUUCAACCGGAUGGGGAAGAUUGGAAACCAGAAGCGAGUUGUCGGAGUCCUUCUCGGCAGCUGGAGAGGGAAGGGUUUGGUUGAUAUUUCGAACAGCUUUGCCGUUCCGUUUGAUGAGGAUGAUCGAGACAAGUCAGUCUGGUUUCUUGACCAUGAUUAUUUGGAGAACAUGUAUAACAUGUUCAAGAAGGUCAAUGCACGAGAGAAGAUUGUGGGAUGGUACCAUACUGGCCCAAAGCUGCACCAAAAUGAUGUCCUCAUCAACGAGUUGAUUAGGCGAUACUGUGCCAAUUCUGUCCUGGUCAUCAUUGAUGCCAAGCCAAAGGCACUGGGUCUGCCAACAGAGGCUUAUCUUGCAGUUGAAGAAGUGCAUGAUGAUGGAACACCAACGACCAAGACCUUUGAACAUGUUGCAAGUGAGAUUGGAGCAGAGGAAGCAGAAGAGGUUGGUGUAGAACAUCUGCUUCGUGAUAUCAAGGACACUACUGUGGGGACAUUGUCCCAGAGAGUCACCAAUCAGCUCCUUGGCCUCAAAGGUCUCUACACUCAGAUCAAGGGUAUUCGGGAUUAUCUGAGUCAGGUGGUUGUUGGAACUCUCCCCAUGAAUCAUGCCAUCAUAUAUCAGCUCCAAGACAUUUUCAAUCUGCUCCCAAAUGUCACUCAUCCAGAUUUUAUUAAGGCCAUGCAUGUGAAAACCAAUGAUCAGCUUCUUGUGGUGUACCUGGCAUCUUUGAUCCGUUCUGUGAUUGCCCUGCACAAUCUCAUCAACAACAAGCUGUCCAAUCGUGAUGCUGAAAAGAAGGAGAAUAUCAAAAAGGAAGAAGGCAAGGACUCAAAGGAGAAAAAGGAGUCUGACAAGAAAGAAGAAGUAAAGGAGAAAGCUGAGGAGAAAAAAUCUUCAUGA